GUUAUUUGCCAUUAUUGUUUUCGGAAAACAUGUAUUUAUUAGUGUAGUCAAUAGGUACAUUAAUUUCCUUAAGAACGCAGUGUGUUGGUGAGGGGCACCCAUGUAGAACAGUGAAUUCAACAAUUCAUGUAAACUUUCAAGAUCCAUGUUUCACAUUUUCAAUGUGCCCAUUUGCCCCCAUAAGACAUUUCUAAUAUUUCUACUUUCUAGUUAUGACCCAUGACUUACGAGUACAUAAUAAUUAAUACUCAUGACCCACAAUCAGUGUAGCCAUACUUUUACAUUAUUUAUCAUGCAUUAUCCCGAAUAAAUGUAUAUAAACAAAUGUAUUAGUUCUACUUGGGUUAUCAGUGUUACUAUAAUAUUCCAAAAGGGAAUUUAAAUUAUUUUCAUUGUGUCUACACUGUUACUGGGAUAAAGUUUGUUGCCCGCUUAUUAUCAUUAAGCUUCCCGUAUUCUCAUUUUAAAGUAUUUGAUAUUAUAUAGUUUCACGUCGGACGUGUAAAUAGCCAUCGCGAUAUUUAUUGGCGGUUGUUGCAAAAAAACGCUUGUAUGUACAAGGAUCCAGCCAUGGAUGAGAAUCCACCUUUAAAGAAUGGUGAUCCCAUGGAACUUUCCUCCGAUGACAUACUUGGUGUAAUGAAAAAUAUUUCAAUGGUCAAAAAUGGCUUAAUGUCUUAUGAAAAUGACACUGAACAAGUUGAAAUUGGUAAUAGUGAUGCAGAUGCAAUGUUUACAAUUGGCGAUAAUGACUUAAGUUCUUUUGAAAGAGAUCUAUUAGAUAAUGUAAUUGGAAUGGCAGAAGAAGAAGUAGUUACUCAAUACGAUGAAACACCAACUGUAAAAGAAAAAUUCAACAAAUACAUGAACAAAGGUAAAAUGUUGAGUGAGCGACUUCAAAAAAUAAUAUCAAAGCUACAAAAUAUACAACUUAAAACCAUGAGCAAAUGUUCCACUCAAGAAAUCUAUAAUGUGCUACAAUCACAAAAAAGUAAUGCUAUUAAAAAUAUCAAAUCAACACUGCUCAAAGUUCAAAAAAGGCAAUCUAAUCCAUUUUUGAAAAGUUUACUUUGUGAUGAAAUUAAAGAUGGUGAAAAGGUCUUCGGAAUGCUUGAGUCGCAAAUUAAAACAGUAAAUGAAGAAUAUGAUUCGGAAGCAACAGCCAGUGAUUCAGAAAGUGAUACGUUAGGAGAAACUAGCGAAGAAGAAUUACAAUCAUCUAGUUGUCCUAUUGAGAAAAGAAAUUCUUGGAAAUGGCUUCAUGAACGAGUAAGUAUUGCUUACCGAUUAACUUGGCUUGUUAAUGUUAUGUCUGAUAUUGAGUUCAAAAUCAAUUUUUAUAAUGAAGCUUUAAAUCGGUAUUCUUCUCAUCCAUUUAUACAAGACCAGGAAGAAGAAUCUGGUAGAAGAUGUUUUCCAUAUGAACCAAAAACUCAACAUAGAAUGUUAAUGCAACCUCCACUCAUAAACUUGGCUGCAGCUUUAAAACAGGGGGACAAAGCAAAAUUAAAUCGUAUUAAUCCCUGUGACUGCUAUGGUAUUGAUUCUUGUCCCACUUGUGUAAGUCUUCAGCGCAAUUCAAAUGAUUCUGGUCAUUUUUUGAGUGAUACUUUUCAUCCAGUCCUAUCAUAUUCUAAAGAUAUUUCUUUAAAUGUUGCGCUAUCGAAUGAGUUAGGAAAAUCGUCUUUUCAUCUAAAACAAAAAAAUAAGUCUUCAUCAGAUACAGAUUUUAAUAAAUAUUUUGUGGACCGAACGCCUGAACAAAGUCCUCCUAUUAGGCAAGUUCCACCUGUUAAACUACAAAAUGCCUGGCCAACCCGCAAUGAUCCAAUUACUAAAUUCAAUCGAAAUCAAAGACAAGCAAGAAAAAGGAGACGUAUGCGUUAUAGCAAGCAUAAAAGAAGUAGAAUGGAUGAAGAUUAUAAAUAUAAUAGUCGAAGAAGUAGUGAAAGUAUUUGUGACGAUGAUGAUCUUGAUGAGGCGUAUGAAGAAGACAAUUAUGACUCUGAUCCAGAUUAUAGCCCUUGGUUCCCAAGAACCGGGGAUAAAACAUACAAUGCUAAGCGUGAAUAUGAUAUUGACAAUAUUGUUAUUCCAUAUAGUAUAGCUGCUGCAUCAAGAGUUGAAAUGGUAAAAUAUAAAGAAAUAGUUACACCUAAGUGGCGCAUUGUUAAAGAAUUAGAUGUAGAUCCAGUUGAAUUUGCUGCAACAGUUCCAGAACCAGAUGUUGUUGAAGAUCUUGAUGAUGGAAGACGCAGUGCUCAUCAUGAAGCAUGUGAAAUUGAAGAACGAAUGAGAUUCAGGACUAUAAAGAAACAAACAGAGCGCACACAUAAGAAUAGUGGGCAUUGUAGUAGUGGUGAGAAUACAUCUGAAGCAAUGUCACCACUAUUUGAAAGUCGGUCUCCAAUGCCUACUGUGGAAGAGGAACCAGAUGCAGGACCUAGUAAUCAAGAUUGGAACCAAUAAAAUAUUUUUAUUAAUAAUUAAUGGAUAAAUAUUGUAUAUUAUAAAUUGUAUAAACCAAAGUUAAUGCUGUAGGUUAGUUUCACAUAAAAUUAAUUGUCAUAUUUAGGUAUAUUUUUUUUUUAUAAAUUAGAACUAAUGUAAAAUAUAUUUUCUUAACUU
Messenger RNA from Myzus persicae (green peach aphid), 2628 nucleotides. RefSeq lists its product as uncharacterized. The coding region runs from base 553 to 2469 and encodes 638 amino acids. Gene Ontology annotation, molecular function: histone acetyltransferase binding. Gene Ontology annotation, cellular component: NSL complex. Lineage: Eukaryota; Metazoa; Arthropoda; Insecta; Hemiptera; Aphididae. The record is from RefSeq and is a predicted model, not a curated record. The transcript has a single exon.